AUCACCUAUAAGGCUCUGAGCUCCUUGGACCCCAGUGCAGACCUGACCACCCAGCGCGGCAGGGUGUUCAAGCUACGCAACGAGACCCACCACCUGUUUGUGGGGCUUUACCCUGGCACCACCUACUUCUUCACCCUCAAAGCCAGCACCAACAAAGGUUUUGGACCCCCUGUUACCACCCGCAUCGCCACGAAGAUAGCAGGUGAGUAAGACUUGUUCAGAGCAGAUAGUCUUAAUAGUGGUGUUUCGUUGGUGUCAGAAAUGCACAUACAUACAACUACAAGCACUAUGACAGAAAUUAUGUUACCAUAGCAGCAGUUUUUUUCUCCUUUUUCCUUUUUUCUUUUGUAUGUUUUAUGAAAGUAAAAAAUAGACACCGUGAAAUGCUCUGUUUUCUAAAAAUACCUUUCAGAACAAGGCGCGAACACAUGACUAAGACUAGUAAGGCCAGUGUAUUAUUCUUCAUUCUUAAAUUCUUUUUUUAUUUUUUUAUGGACACACCUUCUCAGUAAAACAGUGACCCUUCAAAUGUGUACAUAGGGAUUACAUGCUGGGAAUGAUUCAUGAAGUUGUAUGAGACUCACAGUGGAAAUUAAGCUAGAGUAGAAUAAAAUCUACAUACUGUACAUAUGCUGAGGUCAAACAAAGUUGGGGAUGAAGAUUGGCACGUUAUUAACACAUCAAUUUAAUGCUGUUGCUGACGGUCAAAAUAUCACUGAAAUGACAACUCUCUCCUUGAAGUUCUUGAUGAUCCGAUAAAUGGCUGAUUUAGGUGCAAUCUUACUAGCAGCAAUAUCCUUGCCUGUGAAGCCCUUUUUGUGCAAAGCAAUGAUGACGGCACAUGUUUCCUUGCAGGUAACCAUGGUUAACAGAGGAAGAACAAUGAUUUCAAGCACCACCUUCCUUUUAAAGCUUCCAGUCUGUUGUUCUAACUCAAUCAGCAUGACAGAGUGAUCUCCAGCCUUGUCCUCGUCAACACUCUCACCUGUGUUAACAAGAGAAUCAUUGACAUGAUGGCAGCUGGUCCUUUUGUGGCAGGGCUGAAAUGCAGUGGAAAUGUUUUUGGGGGAUUUUCAUGGCAAAGGGGGACUUUGCAAUUAAUUGCAAUUCAUCUGAUCACUCUUCGUGACAUUCUGGAGUAUAUGCAAAUUACCAUCAUCAAAACUGAAGCAGAAGACUUUGUGAAAAUUAGUAUUUGUGUCAUUAUCAAAACUUUUGACCACGACUUUCGACAGAAUGUAGCAAUCAAACAGUGAGCAAUUGUUCAUCAUUGUCCACCAUUCAUUUGAACCACGUCAUUCCUGACAUUCAUAGAUAGAAAUGGUGUAACACAAGCAUGAAGGAUUUGUCUUCUUAUCUCUGAAAGUAAACAUUCCCUGUCUUAGUUGUCAGUCAUGCAACAGACUAGAGCCUUGAUGGCCUGGAGCAUCAACGCCUCUCUCUUUGAAUCCCUGAACGAAUUGGCAUAUCUAAUUCCAGCCUUGAUUUAUCUAAUCAAGGUUGUCUGAUUAAUGUUUUGGAGAUAAUGAAGACGUGACAUUUGAAAGAGAUGGCACUAUCGUGACGUGUAUAGGGCAAGGUUUUCACACCAACACGCUUCUGUUAGGGUACAUCUUUAAAAAGGUCAAUCUUUAGCAAUGGCUUCAUGGACAACAUUGACUUAAGCGUAUUCCAUAGAUGGAGAUGGUAUAUUUACUGUUACUGUAUGCCAUACUCCAUUGUGGAUUAGCUUCAGCAAUCACAGGGCUAAAUCCACUAUUGUCAUGAUGUCAGGGGACCAAGUUUGUUUUAAAUAUAGGAAUUCAACAGGGUUGUGUUCAUUAAGCAACAAAAGUAACAAAAACAGACUCAAUCAUAUUAGUAAUUCAUGGAAAAACAUUUUAAAAGUUUUCUGUGUCGUGCCCUAAUGAACACUUACUUGAUCUCAUCCCCUCUGAAUCUUUUCCCACCAGCCCCAUCGAUGCCGGAGUACGAGACAGACACGCCCCCUCUGAACGAGACAGACACCACCAUCACAGUUCUGCUGAAGCCUGCCCAAUCCAGAGGAGCUCCCGUCAGGUACCACACUAUGACAUCACUUCCUGUCAACAGUUACAUGUCCAAGUGUCUCCAUUUUGGAAGUGUUAACUUCAACUUAGUCUGCUUCAAAAGUGAAAACUCUGGUAUAAAGCCUAACUCACAAUUUGUUUUGCAUGAUAUUAUGGAGGUGUCAGAUUGGCAAAAUGAUUGUGUGUGGAAAGAUUUUAUAUUAAAUUGUAUUAAUUGGUUGUUUUAACUGCUUAUCUGCACACUAAGAAAUUAAUUUGUUCUUACACAACACGACAAUACAGUUUUCGCUUAGGCCUAUUUGCACAGGGUUUUACUAAAGUGUUACCUCUUUCUUUCUCUAAAAAGACAAGUUACAAGCACAGAAUCCACUUCAUAUUUAUCCCAACCUUGAAAUGGUUCGCCGAAGUCCAAAGAAUCUCCUAAAUGAAAAACGGAAUUAUUGUUGUUCUGCUGGUUGUUUUGAGGUAUUAGAAGCAGUCAUUCAUAUAAGUGCAAUUUGUAUGCAAAAUGCAUUAAGGGGAUCAAGUUCAAUUUGCAUUGUAGUUGGCAGAGCAACACAGUUCUUUUAAAAGUUUCAUUGCAUUUAGUUCCAGUUUUGAAAACACAGCCUUGACAAAACAGUCACGACAUACUAACUUAUGCCAAUUCAACACUACUGGCCGUUGGCUUGGAACAACAGCUUAACCGCUUUAGGAACAUGAACCGCAAGCAGUUUGUUGACAUUCAUGAAAAUGUGGUUCACGUGUGCAUAUUGAAAUAGGACAUUUUGUGCUCAACCUAACAACCCAGAAGGAAACUAUUUCCCAGUGUUAACCGAAUACCUCAAUUGCCCUUAUGGGCUAACAUUUGGUCAGAAAGAAAAUGCUUAUGUACUUGCUAUUGGGCUAUCAAUAUUUCCAGGCCUUGUGUAGCAUUAUAUAAUUGAAAUAUCUGAAGGGAAUAAUGCACUUGUGAAAUUGUUAAAUAGGAAUUUAUAUCCAAGUGUAUACAGUAUUCUCUAAUUUAAUAUAAUACACAUGCUAUAUUAAAUUUUCUGAUGUAGCAACUACUAAAUCCUUUCAUAAACACUUCAAAUAUGCCCCUAAGUGAUACCAGAUGUGCAUGAGGUUCAUUGCCACAUGUCAAAUCAAAUCACAUUUUAUUUGUCACAUACGCCGAAUACAACGGGUGUAGACCUAACCGUGAAAUGCUUGCUUACGAGCCCUUCCCAAUGAUGCAGAGUUAAAAAAUAAUACUAAAAAUAAAAAUAGUAACAAUAAAAUACACAAGAAUGGAGCUAUAUACAGGGAGUACCAGUACCAGAUCAAUUUGCAGGGGUAUGAGGUAUUUGAGGUAGAUAUGUACAUGAAGGCUGGGUAAAGUGACUAGGCAUCAGGAUAUAUAAUAAUAAGAGUAAAAUAAAGAACAGAGUAUGUGAGUGAGUGUAUAUAUAGUCUUGUGAGUGUGCAUAGAGUCAGUGCAAGAUAGGGUUAGUGCAGAUAGUCUGCUUUAUAUUGAAAACAAGUCAUUACAUGGUAAAUAUGGUAGCCUAAAUUUCACAUACAGAUAAUGCUUUAAAAAGUAUAAUGGUCUCUAGAACAUAAAAGCUCUGCUUUAAUGAAAAUGUUUCAUGUUUACCAAAAAAGCUCACGACAAGAUCAGCCAGCUGUUACAUCCAUCCUGCACAUAUGGAUACAACCAAGCCAUUUUUCCAAUGCACUUGUUUGGUCUCUGAAAGCCAUUAGUUAGAAAUGGAUAUUUGCUGUCAGAGAAAAGUGCACGCUCCUUUGGUCAUCAGCAAUUAUCCCAUAUGAAAGAUGCCAAAUUAGAGGCUAGGAUAAUUUGCCCUAGUCCUUCACAGAAACAUACAAUUCCCUAAUUGCAUAUAAUUGUGAAGUGUGUUCUUGGCAUAGAUGGACGUAAUUGCGGACAACCACUAUGGAGCCCCAGGGCUCAAAAGAAGUGCUUAUCCAUUCAUGAACCCCAGCGCAGAAACAAACCCUCCACUCAUUACCUUACUUUCCAUUGACAGGGCCUUUCAAAAAAGGCCAGUCUAAAGACAGCUCCCACUGGCUCCUCACUUCUAAUUAGGGGUAGAUUUCCCUCUACUGGUCCCUCACAGAAAUGACUGCCCAAUAGAAGUGCUCCCCCCGGACAAGUCUGUGUUUAUAUUCUAAGUAUAUAAUAUAUUGUUUUCCACAGAGUUACCAUUAUUUUCCAAAAGGUCACCAAACAUGAUCUUUUUUUUUAGUCUGCAUCUUCAACAGGUGAUGGAAUUCACGCUGGAGAUAUGAACGUACUAAUCGCAAAGCAAAAUGAAAGCUGGAAAACAGUCAUGUGGUCAAUUUGGAGUGGUAUGAAUAGUUCAUUGGAGGUUAAGACAGAGCAGCAGUAAGACUUCUCUCUCUGCUCAGAUAAACGUUGUAUAUAGCUUUAAACUGACCCUACACAAACUACAAACCCAUUCUGUAUGUACAACAGUAUGGAUAUAGUCAGACAUUAGGUGGUUCCUUAUUAAAUUUAAUGAUCUUUAUGAAUUAAUUUUUAAAUCAAUAUCACAUUUCUUAUGGAAACCCGGGUUUGAGUUUAGUGCCGUAUGUAUCAAUCGUCUCAGUGUAGGAGUGCUGAUACAGAAUCAGGUACCCCUUGUCCAUGUAAUCUUAUUCAUUGUGAUCUAAAAUACCAAACUGAUCCUAGAUCACCACUACUACUCUGAGACGCCUCAUACAGUGCCUUCAGAAAGUAUCCACCACCCUUGACCUUUUUUCACAUUUUGUUGUCUUACAGCCUGAAUUUAAAAUGUAUUAAAUUGAAUUUUUUUGUCACACACACACACAAUACCUUUUAAUGUCAAAGUGGAAUUAUGUUUUUUGUAAUUUUUACAAAUUAAUUACAAGUGAAAAGAUUAAACGUCUUGAGUCAAUAAGUAUUCAACCCCUUUGUUAUGGCAAGCCUAGAUAAGUGGAAUGGUGCACAGUGUGCAAUAAUAGUGUUUAAGAUGAUUUUUUAAUGACUACCUCAUCUCUGUACCCCACACAAACAAUUAUCUGUAAGGUCCCUCAGUCGAGCAGAGAAUUUCAAACACAGAUUCAACGACAAAAACCAGGGAGGUUUUCCAAUGCCUCGCAAAGAAGGGCACCUAUUGGUAGAUGGGUGAAAAUGUUAAAAGCAGACAAUGAUUAUCCCUUUGAGCAUGGUGAAGUUAUUAAUUACACUUUGGAUGGUGUAUCAAUACACCCAGUCACUACAAAGCUACAAGCGUCCUUCCUAACUCAGUUGCCGGAGAGGAAGGAAACCGCUCAUGAGGCCAUUGGUGACUUUAAAACAGUUUCAGAGUUUAAUGGCUGUGACAGGAGAAAACUGAGGAUGGAUCAACAACAUUGUGUUUACUCCACAAUACUGACCUAAAUGACAGAGUGAAAAGAAUGAAACCUGUACAGAAUACAAAUAUUCCAAAAAAUGCAUCCUGUAAGACGCUAAAGUAAAACAGAAAAAAAUGUGGCAAAGAAAUUAACUUUAUGUCCUGAAAACAAAGUGCUGUUUAAGGCAACUCGAACACCACACAUCACUGAGUGUCACGCUUCAUAUUUUCAAGCACGGUGGUGGCUGCAUCAUAUGGGUAUGCUUGUCAUCGGCAAGGACUAGGGAGUUUUUUUUGGAUAAAAAGAAACGGAAUAAAGCUAAGCAUAGGCAAAAUCCCAGAGGAAAACCUGGUUCAGUCUGCUUUCCAACAGACACUGGGAGACAAAUUCACCUUUCAGCAGGACAAUAACCCACAAACACAAGGUGAAAUAUAUACUGGAGUUGCUUACCAAGACGACAUUGAAUGUUCCUGAGUGGCCUUGUUACAGUUUUGACUUAAAUUGGCUUGAAAAUCUAUGGCAAGACUUGAAAUGGCUGUCUACAACAACUUGACACAGCUUGAAAUGUGUUACAAAGAAUAAUGUAAAAUAUUGUACAAUUCAGGUGUGCAAAGCUCUUCUAGACUUCCCCAAAAAGACUCACAGCUGUAAUCACUGCUAAAUGUAUUGACUCAGGGGGUUGAAUACUUAUGUAAUCAAGAUAUAUUAGUGUCUUUUUUUCUUUUUUACAAAUGUUAGAAGUUUUCUUCCACUUUCACGUUACAGAGUAUUUUGUGUAGAUCGUUGACAGAAAAUGACAAAUAAAUUCACAACAAAAUGUGGAAAAAGUCAAGGGGCGUGAAUACUUUCUGAAGGCACUGGUCAGACCCCUGAUUAUGACCCUUGACCUUUGCCCUCUGCUCUCUCCCCAGUGUCUACCAGCUGGUGGUGAAAGAGGAACGCAAGCAGAAGGUGCGGAGGGCAGCCGACGCGCAGGAGUGCUUCCCCGUCCCCGUCAGCUUCAAAAAUGCCUCCAUUUUGGAUUCGCCCCACUACUUUGCGGCGGAGCUCCCGCCCACCUACCUGACUGUUGUGCAGCCCUUCACCAUAGGCGACAACAAGACCUACAACGGCUACUGGAACCCCCCUCUCUCUUCGUCCAAGAGCUACAGCAUUUACUUCCAAGCCCUGAGCAAAGCCAAUGGGGUGAGCUGUCAUACCUCCUUUUAAGAUCCAUCACUGUUCAAUUUCCAUCGCUUAUGUUGUCUAGAUACAGAUUACGGUUGUCACGCUACCAGUAUCACCAUACUCAGAAGUAUCAAGACCAGCAAACAAAACAUGAAGCAAACUUAAUUUCAUUUUGGAACCAAACAAACAGCCUUACUGUCAUUUGGAGUCAUUUUCUAAGCUAUAACACACAAUUUAUUUUACAUAAAGCAGGUUUUUAAAAUACUGAAGAGUUUAGUCUGCUUUGUGUUUUCCUCUUUGCUAUAACACAUUGAGUAUUGUAGUAUCAUGAUAAUGGUAUUGUGUCAACCCUAAUACAGAUGGGAAUGUCCUUUUAGUGAAUAAUGAAAGACCGCAUUUUUCCCACGCUAUCUUGAAUCAUAUCAAGUUCUGUUUUUGAAGGUGUAAUUUACUACGGGGUGCAUGCUCCCCUUAUUUCUGGUUUGAAAUACAACUAAGUUUAUUUAUGAUCUAGUACAUACCUAUCAGCCAAGUGAAUGUACAGUAAAAUUGCAAAAGGGAUGUCCAAUAGCAUGUGCCUGUUCUUUUUGUUUUGCCAAAUCGUAAACAGCAUGCAAAUGUAUGGCUCUCUAGCUCUUCUUAACCUCUAUGUGAUCGGUGUCCCGUAUACGGGACGGUUCAGCUAACGUGCGCUAAUGUGAUUAGCAUGACUGUUGUAAGUAACAGCAAACUUUCCAGGACAUAGACAUGUCUUAUAUGGGCAGAAAGCUUAAAUUCUUCUUAAUCUAACUGCACUGUCCAAUUUACAGUAGCUCUUACAGUAAAAAAAUACCAUGCUAUUGUUUGAGGAGAAUGCACAACAACAAAAAACUUAUCACGGCAACUGGUUUGAUACAUUCACCUCUGAAGGUAAAUAAUAUACUUUUUAAUUCAGUAAUCUUGCUCUGAUUUGUCAUCCUAAGGGUCCCAGAGAUCAAAUGUAGCAUAGUUUUGUUUGAUAAAAUCAAUUUUUAUAUUCAAAUGUAGGAACUGGGUUCUACAGUUUGAACCCCUGUUGUCUCUGGCUCCACACCCACUCUGCCCGGCCAUCUAGAUGUAUGAAAGUUAGUGUAUAAGCUAAUGAUCCAUCAUGUAUGAAAUUCCUGGGAGUUUUGUAGGUUCUCUAUAGUUAUGUACUUGAAAAUGUAUCAAUUGACCAAUUCGGCACAUUUGGACAGACUUUAUACAAAAUAGUCCAGUAUUGCAAUGCUUCACUGGAUCAAUCUGAAACUUUGCACACACACUGCUACCACCUAGUGGCCAAAAUCUAAAUUGCGCCGAAACUGCAAUAUUAUAUUGUGGCCUUUCUCUUGCAUUUCAAAAAUAAAUAGAAUUUUUUGUAUUAUCUUUUUCCAGAUGUAAUGUGUUAUAUACUUCUACAUUAAUUUCACAUUUCCACAAACUUCAAAGUGUUUCCUUUCAAAUGGUAUCAAGAAUAUGCAUAUCAUUGCUUCAGGUCCUGAGUUACAGGCAGUUAGAUUUGGGUAUGUCAUUUUAGGAGAAAAUUGAAAAAAGGGUCCGAUCCUUUUAAUCGUAAAAGGUUAUACUAUGAAAUAGAUUUUAGAAAUCGCUUAAAACUAGAGGGUGUUCAAUAAUGUGGUUCAGCGUGCCUGAGCGCUGGUCACAUCGACUUCAUGCUUUGAUUGGAUCUCAGUCAAUUCAAUCUGAGUUUUAGGAAAAGUUAGAAUUUUUUAAAAUAAAGUCAUGCAUAAAAUAUGGAUUUAGCUUGGUAGUUUAGACCUGCCAUCAAGGAUAAGUCAUUUAUUUCACCUCUCUCGUUCCUUAAUCUGUUUCUCUGUCGAAACCUCAGAGGGACGAGUAUAACUAUUUUCACUUAUAUUUUCCCCUAUUACAUUCAAGUUAGAUAACAUAAAUGUAAAAUCAAGUGUGGCUUAACUGUCACUCCGUGGCUUUAAAGUACGCCAGCCCAUCAUUAUUAUUUAAUCUAAUGGUUUUUCCAUUUAGCCAUUGUCACAAAUGUAAAUGCUCAGUGUAAACAUGUUGACUGCUGCUACUCACUUAUAUUCUCCAUCUUUCAAUAGACUACAUAGUGUACAUACUGACGGUACUGUGUGUAUUCCCUUACCGACUACUACAGCAUGAAAUACCCAUGUGAUUUGAGUUGUGCAUGAUGGCAGCACAGCUUGGAUCCCUAGUUUGCUCAUGAAGUCUCCUGUCACGGGUGGCAUCCCUAAGAUGCCACUCUUUCAUACUUUCAUUGUGCCAAUUAGAAAGCAUGCACAUCAAAUGAGCCCGAGCAGGCUUUUCCAAAGCUCUGCGAUGCCACCCAAGCCCCCCGACAUAAAAGACAAACUAAAUUUGCCUUGGGGAGGAGAGUUUAAGUCUGGAUAGAGAAAUAGGAAGGGAGAGAGAGAGAUAGUGAGAGAAAAGGGGGUUGGGGAAGGCUCUUCCUCCUAGUACAGACGAGCUGUCUGCUGAUUCCUCAGCCAGGGCGGGUGCCAACUGCAGUCACCAACUCUCCUGACACUGCCAAUUGCGCUUGAAACAACCCCCUCCCUGGCCUCUCAAGUCCCCCAGGCUUCUUUCUUGAGUCCAGGCUGCUUGUCCUAAACAUCAGUUGCUAGAAGGGCAGCCAUAUUGACUGACUGGUCAUAUUUGUGGCAGAAUUUGCUCCCCCCAGGAUAUGAUGUUAAGGCUUGACAAUUAGGAGACAACACACCCUCUCCAUUUCCUGUAGUACCAACCAGAGGGGAGCAAAUACAUAUUUUUGAAAGUGUGCUUUUGCCCAACAUGUAGAAUUUUGAACAUGGUGAGGUACAGAGAGAAACUAUAUGUUUACGGAGCAGUAUUCAGGUGCUUUCAACGUUGCACAAAGCAAAGAGCUGAACCUGUACGGUGACACAGAAAGAUGGUGGAGAAAUGAAACAAAGCAGGUGGCACUUUGAGAAAAUGGCCUCCAAAUGCAGCCCUCCCCUUGACUUGUAAAAAGGCUCACGUCGGCCAUGCAGCCUCUAAUUAACUACAGUUCACCCGAAGUGGAGGGCAGGAGAAGCUGGGGGAGAUGUUUUUCGUAUGACAGUGGGUGUCAAACAAAUUUGACUCCCCUGUACUCGGCACACAACGGGAAGAGCAUCCAUCAGAAUGAGCACUCGCUGUAAAAACCAGAGUGCCUUACCCCACUGUCCCGUGGCAGACAGACAGUCUGAGACAAACCAGACUCUCACUAAGUAAUGAUGUCGGUGCUUUGGCCUGUCACCAGAGGCAGUUAAAGUGAGUCAAAAUUAAAUGUGCUCAUCUCGUGUUGCUUCCUCUUAAACACUUCCUUAUUGGGCUGUUUCAGUUCUGACUGUAUCUGAAGAUAAUCACCUUCAAGCCUUUCAAAGAUCCUGUGACAAAUUGUUGGGUCACGUAUGGUUCCUUUCGUGUCAGGCCCAAAUUAUUGUCUCUUGCUAUGUGAAAGUGUCUGUUUCUUUCUUUCUUUAUUUACUAAUUAGUUAUUUUGAGUCAUAGUGUUUUGGGGUGGAUGGAGAAAGAGUUUGUUUUUAUUCUGUCUUUUACUUGUUUUUGUUAAGGGGCAUAAUUAUCAUGUCAUUUCAGCACAUCAAAAGUACCACAUUUUGCUUUACUGCUUAUCUUUAGCGUUAGUUCCUGGAAAGGCGCAUGACAUGUCGGACCACAGUUUAGACUGGUGAUGUGAGCGUGUUAGGACUCUGGGGCUGUCUGUGUUUCCUACAGCAGUUCCACCAGCUGCACCACAGGGACUUGGUAUUCAGCUCAGGCUAG
Molecule: messenger RNA, 10340 nt
Organism: Coregonus sp. 'balchen'
Lineage: Eukaryota; Metazoa; Chordata; Actinopteri; Salmoniformes; Salmonidae
Source: the annotation of a GenBank genome assembly